Molecule: messenger RNA, 409 nt
Organism: Leptopilina heterotoma
Lineage: Eukaryota; Metazoa; Arthropoda; Insecta; Hymenoptera; Figitidae
Exons: 2
Coding region: 75-329 (84 amino acids)
Source: RefSeq, a predicted model, not a curated record
CUGUUUACCAUGUUCAGAAAUUAAUCAAAAUAGUCAUAAUUCUGUGUAAACUUUCAAAAUUAAAUUUGUCAAGUAUGGAUCCUUUGAAAUUACGAUUUUUAACCGAGAGAUACAAGAAGGAAAGUAGAUUUAUAACAUUAAUAGGAGAAUUUAAACCUUCUAUUCGAUCAAAACCGGUAACUGGAAAAUUUUACGCAAAACACGAUGCUUUGUUGAUAGAAAACGUUCCGGAAGAUUUUAUAAAAUUUAUUAUCAAAAAGAAGAAUGCAACACCAAAAGAUUUUCAUUCCUAUCCACCUCCAUCGAUUAAUAUGGAGAGCGCGCCAUGAAUUAUUAAUUCUAAUCAAUUAAUUCUAAUUAAUAGUUAUGGUUGGAUUAAUGAGCCACUGAUUUCUCAAUCUAAAGAUCC